AUGGACAAGGCGACUAAAGCGCAGCUCAAGGCGGUCAAGGUCGCCAUCCGCGAUGAUCAGCUGGACGAGGCCCAGGAGCUGCUUCAGGAAAUUCUGGCGGAGAGCCCAGACCACUACCAGGCUCUCGUUUUUCGUGGGGCCGUCUUCAAAAAGCAAAAUCAAGCCGCUAAAGCGGAAGACAGCUACCGCCAGGCUAUUCAGACCAAUUCAGAGGAGCUACUUGCAUGGCAUGGUCUAGUGGAUCUCUUGGAAGCAGCAGUCGCGGAACGGCCAGGUCGUGAGGAAGAGCUCAUCCAGGCCUACGAGCAAAUUCUGGCCAUCGCCGGCCUUGAGGCUGAAGUGCGCGCUGGACGUGUUGUUCUUCGCCUCCUGCAGCUGUACGAAAACGAGGGCUAUUGGUUUAAGGCCGCCGAGCUUUGUGCCAGCUUGGUGGCCGAUGAUGGCACCGCUGUGCUGGCCCCGACUGAGGAAGGCACCUCGUGGCCCAGCCAGGCCAUCUCCUUCUUUGACCGCCAAGUGGAAGUGCUCGUAGAAAAGGAUCGCCGUGCCACGAAGCACAGCCCAGAGCAGGCCCAGCUUGCCAUCAUCGUCGAUAUUAAAGCCUCCACCCGCCAGGCCGUCACGAAAGCCUGGCGCGUGUUACUUGCUGCACAGCCAAGCGCCUCUAUUGCCACGGCUUUGGCCACGUUCUCGUGGCGCUUUCACCUUGUCCACAACGAUGACCUGGCGCCCGGUCUUGAGCAUCUCCCAGCUGCGAGCCAGACUGCAUUUCGCACCGCCGCCCAUUAUCUCCACGCCCAGCCAGUCCCCGAGGUAUGGUUCGCCACAGAUCAUGCGUUCAAAGGAGUGGUCCACAGCCGCGCCAUCGAAAUGGCUUUUGACUGCCGGCGUCUUCCUCGUCGCCAACCCGCCGUUUCCUCAAGUAUUCCUCUUGUCCCUUGCCCCCUCUCUUUGCUCACGGAUAGGGAUUGCCGCUUUGUGACGAGGACUUGCAACACCCGGCAACAAAUGGGUUUGAGGACUUACCUUGUCACUUGGCGGCCGGCCUCGCCCAAGGUACGUUCCCUUCAAUCCCAUGCCGCAAGGCAUCGUGUGCCCAUGGUUGGACUCACCGCCCACUUGGCAAUCAAUGCAGCCCAUCGAGCCAUGGUGGAGGCCACUGAACCUGGCGUGCUUCUGGCCCAAGGCGCCGUCCUCGACAACAUUUCUUCUCUGCACCUCACACCUAUUGCCCUGGCAUUGCGAGCUCAGCUGGCUUUUUGGAUGGGUGAUUUGACGCUGGCAUGCCAAACGGCCGAGAAUGGUCAACAAGAACUUCACUGUUUGCAAGACCUCUGCAGCAACCCCAGCCUGGGUCAAGGGAUUGAGUGCUUGCUUCGCAUGACGUGCUUGCAGUGUGAAUGGCGACUCGACUCUCUGGCACACCAACGGGUAGAACGCGACCUUCAUGCGCUGGCUACGGCGCACGGCGCCCUGGAGCGCAUCGUCCUUCUUGAACUGGCCCAGCUCGACGUUACCCGCGAUCUUACUCGAGAUGCCAUCGAAAAGCUUCAACAGGUGCAGGCGCACGAAGAUGGUACGCCGCAAAUACUUCAUCUCCGAGCUUUGGUCCGAGAGCGAGAGCAGCAACGUGCCGAAGCCCUGGCCGACGCCGAGGCUGCUGUCAAACAAGGGCAUCCUCGCCUUGAGCGCUACUUGCUGUUGGGCCGCUUACAACGCCGCGCUGGACAAACCGGGCAGAGCCGUGCCACUUUGGUGCUGGCAGCGCGUCUCAAUCCCACACAUGCAGACAUCUUUUUUGAACUUGGGCAAACCCUUGAGGCUUCUCAAGACACUGAGCGCGCCGCCCAAUGCUAUGCCAAGACCGUUCAAUUGGACUUGGUGCACGAGCCAGCUGGUGAAGCUCUUUGGCGUCUGUAUCAACAAAUGGGUCGUCACGCCGACGCAAGCCAGCUGGUUGAGCGCGUAAGCUUGGCCCCCUCUGCCGACCGAGUGCGCUGGGUUUGGAUUCGCCUGGGCCAGCUGCGCCUUCAGCAGCACCGGGCAUCAGAUGCAGUCUCAGCUCUACAAAAGGCGCUUCGCAACAACCGCAGUGAAGCCAACAUUUGGCGCUUGCUGGGUCGGGCCUAUUUCGAGCGCGGAAGCUACGCCUCUGCACUCAAGGCACUGGGUCGUGCUUUCGAGCUCAAUAACACCGAUGUGGCCGCCCGCACAACGAUGGGCAAAGUGCAAUUGCAACUCGGUGAACAUGCCGAAGCCCUGUCCAUCUUCGAUGAGGCUUUACAGCUAGACCCAGCCUACGCCCCGGCCAUCGAGGGCUAUCUCUUGACGCAGUUGGACGUGAUUCGACACGACAUUGGUCAGGGCUUGCUUCACGCGGCUGCUCAGGCCUGUGCCCAGGGCCUGAGCCUCUUCGUCAGCCGUAUUGAAGCCGUUCAAAGUCUUGUGUGCAUCUGGAAGACAGUGGCGGACUUGCUCGCCGCGAGCUUCUACUUUCCGCCCAAGCAUCAGACUGUCCUUGGUGAGGCGCAGGCAGCGCUAGCGCACGUGUUUCAGUUGGAGAAUACGCCCGAACCUCUCGAACUAGCCACGCGUGCCUAUGUUUUGUGUGUUGAGCGGGAUCCACAGUCCUCAUCGAGCUGGGCAGAUCUAGCCGGGUGCCUGACCCGUCGCGCAUUGCUUGCCCAGGACUUGAGCAAUGAACCUGCAAGUCAGGCGCUGUUAUCUGAGGCCUUGUGUGCCAUUCAGCAGAGUCUGGUCUUGGAUCCUGCAGAUGGUGAAAGCUGGGAACUAGCAGGCUUCAUUGGCCUCCACACACGUGUCUUCCCCUUUGCUGAGCGCGCCUUUGCUAAAGCAGCCGAGCUGCGAGCCGCCGAUGGUGGCGCUUGGGUGGGACUUGGUGCCUUGUACCUGAUGCAGCACGAUCUGCCCCGCGCAAAUCAGGCCUUGAGCCGAGCACAAGCCAAUGAUCCCGGCUUGGCUCGAGCAUGGAUCGGACAAGCAUUGGUUGCGGCUCAGUUUGUCAGCUCAGAGAUGCUGGACUUGCUUCGCCAUGCCUUUGAGCUGUUUGCGCACCCUCUGGCCAGCCUGGGUUUUGCGUGGCGAGUACUUGCAGCCGUGCUUCCGCAAAGCGAUGAGAUGGCCCUCCAGGCCUUUGCCCAGCCCGGUCUUCAGUUUGGUGCGUUCGGCCACGUUCCCGACGGAGAGACAUCCCACUAUUGCCAGCAAGCCCUUGUGGCCAUUGAACGUUUUUCAGCAAGCCGGAGCGGUCACCAACUGCCUGUGGCGUGGGCCUUGCAAGGGCUGCUCUCGGAACAAGUCGGGUUGUUUGAGGCUGCGGUCGAAGCUUGGGAAUGUUGUGUGAAUCUGUUGAUGAGUGCCCCGCAGCAGAAUGAGGCGCAACUCCAAGUCGCAGUUUCUGGUCUGGCCCGGGCUCUGUGCCAUGCUGGUCAGAGCACACGCGGCUUGGAGCUGUAUCAGCACGUGGAUCGCCCUGGCUUGUUUGACCGUCUGCUUGCGGGUGAAGCGUACCUGCAUGCUGGGCGCUAUUCCGAGGCCUUUCAGGCACGUGACGCGCAUACCACGGCACUGUCUGAUGGCCAGGCAGACUGCUUUAGCCUACACAUUGCAGCUGUGUUGGGUGUGGUGGCCUUUGCCAACCAAGAGCUGGAUUUGAGCAAGCAGCUCUUGUUUGAGGCUGUUGCUCGCCCAGAGCUGUGUCCCCCGGCUGUCCUUAUCAUGGGCGCCCUUGGCGUGAUUUCAGAUGAUCCAGACCUGACGGAAGCCGCCCUUGGUGAGAUUCCGCGCCUCCGUCAAAGUGGCGCCUUAAACACACCGGAGCUUGUUGAGUCAUACUAUCGGCUGCGCGCAUAUGCCCACUUGGCCCGUGGCGACACCCGUGGCGCACGACGCGCCAUCUCUCAGUUGUUGCGGACUUAUCCACAACUGGCUGCCAACUGGGUGCUGCUGAGUAAGCUUGUUAAUGGCGACUCUGGUGCCGACACUAGCCAAGGUCUAGUGGACGGACCCUGUGCCGCACCUCGCAACAUGGCUCAGGUCCUUUGUCAGGGAGCUUUAAAUCUGACUCGAGCCACUCUGGUACGCUCCAGUGGAGCCCAAACCUCGCCCCAAACCUCGACGCACGGACUGGCUGCCAGCAUCUACACAACACUGGCUGCAAGUCAAAUGGCACAUCCAGAUGCUCAGCUGUGGUCCGAUGGAGACCUCGCUCAGUAUCGUGUUCGAGUGCGUCGCGCAGCGCUUCGUGCAGUGCAUGUUGCGCCCCACGACUUUGCGUCUUGGUUGCAACUUGCGUGUGCCUUAGCAGCCCAUGCAAUGCUAGGCGUGGAGCAUCAGCAGCAAUGUCUCGUGGCCACUGAGCGUGCCAUCAGUCUGAUGGAAACCACUCUCAGCACCCUGUCCAUGGAUUUGUUACAUCAGCCACGGCGCGACGCACUUAUGCGCAGUCGACUCUGGGCGAUGGCCUGUCGGGCCUUUGCGCAGUUGCGGCUGGCUGCCCAAGCGACGCCCACCAGCAAGCUGCUGUUGCAAGCAGUGGUGCGUUCUUUGGGCGUGUUGACUCUGCCAAAUGCAUCGCGGCGAUAUUGA
This is a messenger RNA of Monosiga brevicollis MX1, 4608 nucleotides long. RefSeq lists its product as uncharacterized. The transcript has 11 exons. NCBI's taxonomy places the organism in Eukaryota, Choanoflagellata, Craspedida, Salpingoecidae. Gene Ontology annotation, cellular component: Ski complex. Bases 1 to 4608 code for a protein of 1535 amino acids. The record is from RefSeq and is a predicted model, not a curated record. Gene Ontology annotation, molecular function: protein binding.